AUGGGGGGUGAAGAUGAGCUCUCUUCUUACCUCAAUCCCGAAACAACCAGGUUUCUCCUGAACGUUUCCAAAGCCAUCUCCCAAGAUCCAGGCCUGCCCCGACCAAACCCAACGAUAUCAUCAUGGCAGGUCCCAGAGCAUCCUUUGGCAGCAAUCCAAUCCCCGUCACUGCCCAAAGAAACGGACUUCGCUGUCAUCGGGUCUGGUAUCACCGGCUGCAGCGUCACGAAGACGCUCCUCGAACACCACGCAUCGCGUGACUCCCAUGUCACGAUUCUCGAAGCCCGGACACUCGUUAGCGGUGCCACGGGUCGGAAUGGCGGGCAUCUGGUAACUGCCUCGGGGCAUACUUACGGCCCCAUAGCUGCGCAGCAUGGUGUUGAGGCAGCGAAGCAAAUUACCCGCUUCUCAAUCCUCAACGUUGAGCGAAUCAUGAAGAUGGUCAGAGAUAUGGACCCGGAGAUCCAGGAGCGGUGCCAAAUUCGUGAUGUCCUCAAAGUUAUGGCUGUCGGGGACGAGGAAACGUGGGCUGCGGCCAAGAGCUCGGUGUUGGGAUUCCAAAAGGCCGUCCCAGAGCAUAGCCAAUAUCACCGUCUCAUCGAAAGAGAAGAUGUUCCAGAAAGAUGGAACAUCAAAGAUGCCAGCGGGGCUGUAGAGCACAAUGCCGGCGCCAUCUGGCCGUACCGUCUUCUCAUGGGAAUCUAUAAAGGUCUUCUGAGCCAAUACCACACGCGGCUGGCAAUUGAAGCAGAUACGCCCGUUCUGCAGGUUCAGUUCUCGCCCUCCGGCAACCCAGAAUACCCCUAUCUCAUCACGACUCCAAGGGGCAUCAUCCGCGCCAAAAAGGUCAUACACUGCACCAACGGUCACGCAUCACACCUCCUUCCACAACUAGCAGGCCGCAUAUACCCCUUCCGUGGCACAAUGUCCGUCCAAAAACCAGGCCCGGCCCUCAAGAACUUGGGGGCUUCGCGCUCGUGGAGCCUGUCUCACAAACCGACCCUGGAUGUCCGGAGCGGUCUUUACGUCACGGGCCUCUACUACCUGCAGCAGAAUCCCCUGACGGGAGGGAUCUGGAUUGGAAACGAGACGGCGUACAUGAAGGACAUCUUGACUUCUGAUGACACCUACGUUCCAAAAGAGGCAAGGGAAGCUCUGUCGACAGUGCUGCCAAAGUUCUUCCUCGAGGGGUGGGCACCUGAGACGAAGACAUCCGAGGUGGAUGCGAUUUGGUCUGGAAUACAAGGGCACACGGCCGAUGGCCUCCCGGUCGUAGGUCGGAUCCCAGACUCGAUUGCGGGAGACACCGGUGGCGGACAGUGGAUCGCUGCCGGGUUCAAUGGGUAUGGGAUGGACAAAUGCUGGCUGACGGGCGAAGCUUUGGUCAGGAUGAUGUUUGGGGAAGAUGUCAGCGAUUGGUUCCCGCAAGCGUACGUAGUCACGGAGGAGCGUUUGCAAGGGAAGUUGACGUCGGAUGAGACGUUGCUCAAGUUUGCAAAGCUCGCGAAUCCUCAGGGUGUGAAGCUGUCUAAACUCUGA
Molecule: messenger RNA, 1539 nt
Organism: Colletotrichum fioriniae
Lineage: Eukaryota; Fungi; Ascomycota; Sordariomycetes; Glomerellales; Glomerellaceae
Source: RefSeq, a predicted model, not a curated record